AUGCGGGAUUGUUUUCACUUCAUAAAAGAUAAAUUCAACAAGGUUCUUGUCGCCAAUCGGGGAGAAAUCGCUUGUCGCGUCAUUCAGUCCUGCAAACGGCAAGGAAUCAGAACCGUAGCCGUGUAUAGUGAAGCCGAUGCUGUCUCUCGUUUUGUCCGUAUGGCAGAUGAAUCCGUAUGUGUUGGUCCGGCUGCAAGUGCUCAAUCUUAUCUCAAUAUGCCGGCAAUUCUGGAUGCUGUGAAAACUACCAAAGCUGAAGCUGUGCAUCCGGGUUAUGGCUUUCUAUCUGAAAAUACUCUGUUUGCUGCAGAACUGGAGAAGAUUGGUGUUGUUUUCCUGGGUCCAAAUUCGAAAGCCAUUAAAUCCAUGGGGGACAAAAUUGAAAGUAAACGCAUUGCAACAAAAGCAAAGGUAAAUGGCAUUCCCGGGUUCGACGGAGAAGUCGCUGAUGAAAACGAAGCUGUUAAAAUAGCACAAAAAAUUGGUUACCCAGUGAUGAUCAAGGCAUCUGCUGGUGGCGGUGGGAAGGGUAUGCGUAUUGCCUGGAAUGAUAAAGAAGCACGAGAGGGAUUCCGCUUGUCUAAGGCUGAAGCAAAGUCUAGCUUUGGCGAUGAUCGUAUGCUCAUCGAAAAAUUCAUUGACAAUCCACGGCAUAUUGAAAUCCAAGUUUUGUGUGACCGACAUGGAAAUGCAAUCUAUCUGAAUGAGCGUGAAUGCUCUAUUCAACGACGUAAUCAGAAGGUUAUUGAAGAAGCACCUAGUACAUUCUUGGAUCCGGAUACUCGACGAGCUAUGGGUGAGCAGGCAGUUUCGCUCGCUAAAGCCGUUGGAUACGAUUCUGCGGGAACCGUCGAGUUUCUGGUAGACUCCAAAAAGAACUUUUAUUUCCUCGAGAUGAACACCCGGCUACAAGUAGAACAUCCGAUUACUGAGUGCACGACUGGCGUCGAUAUCGUGCAUCAAAUGCUUCGAUCUGAUAUACCCAUCCAUGGUUGGGCUAUAGAAUGUCGUGUCUACGCCGAAGAUCCGUACAAAGCUUUCGGCUUGCCCUCCAUCGGUCGUUUGAAUUCCUAUAUUGAGCCGGUGCAUAUUCCCAACGUUCGAUGCGAUAGUGGAAUUAGCGAAGGUUCGGAGAUUUCCAUUUUCUACGAUCCAAUGAUCUGCAAACUGGUCACGUACGGUCCCAAUCGACAAGCGGCUUUGAAUACGAUGGCUCGCGCUCUGGACAGCUACGUUAUUCGUGGUGUAACACACAAUAUCCCAUUGCUUCGUGAUAUUAUCACAGAAAAGCGUCACGUAUGGGACUUGGUUGCUGGUUUGGACCCCAAAGUGCUGGGUCAAGAUUCCCAAGGUCAGCACUUCAUGCGUUGUCGUAUUACACACAAGAACGGCGCUUUCGAAGUUCGCAUGUCCCCAUGGACUCAACCCGAAAAUGUGACCACCGCCAAAGGAGACUCAAAGUCUCUUCACUCCUCUCCGUGCCAAAAGAUGGACGAAUCUAAAGCGGCCGUGGUUCGAGUCUCUGACAAUUUCAAACUUUCGGACAAAGUGAUUCACCACAAUGCAGAUGGCAAUGAUGUCAUUCUCCAACUUCUUGAUCGCGGUGUGGACACAGUUCGACUGCAAUACUUGGGUACGGCUUUUCCAGUAGACAUUUGCGAUACAAACGCGGCUUGGUACCACGCAGCCUAUAUGCCCCCACCCAAAGUGGUCGACUACGGAUCUAUCUGUAUCGCACCAAUGCCUGGUUUGGUGCGCUCCGUUGCCGUGAAAGUCGGAGAUCGGGUCAGUGAUGGACAGGAGUUGUGCGUCUUGGAAGCCAUGAAGAUGCAGAAUAGUCUGUCAGCUGGUCGUUCCGGAGUGGUGAAGAAAGUCAACUUCAAAGCUGGUGAUACUGUCGGUGAUGGCGAUGUGAUCGUGGAGCUCGAAUAG
Messenger RNA from Echinostoma caproni, 1932 nucleotides. The record is from the annotation of a GenBank genome assembly. Lineage: Eukaryota; Metazoa; Platyhelminthes; Trematoda; Plagiorchiida; Echinostomatidae.